Molecule: messenger RNA, 633 nt
Organism: Acanthoscelides obtectus
Lineage: Eukaryota; Metazoa; Arthropoda; Insecta; Coleoptera; Chrysomelidae
Source: the annotation of a GenBank genome assembly
UUUUUUUGUAGACACUUCAGACUUGAUAAAAAAGAUGUCUGAUGAUUUCAAUAGACACCGUCUAACAGGCCUUUAUGAAAUAAACUAUUUUGCGCAAAAGCAGACCCCACAGCAGGAACAUAAAAAUCAAACCUAUUCCUUGUAUUGUAACUACGAAUAUCACAGACAAAUUGCAAACCUUCCAAUAUAUGUUCAAGAAGAAGAAACUGAAGAUGAAGUCGGACGUACCCGUUAUUCACCUCUUUCUAAUCUAAAUCGCAAUAGACAUUCUUCUAUUUGGUGUAGAUGCGAAUCGAACUCACAACUCUGAUAAUUGUGUCUACAAAAUUUUGUACAUCGUAAAGUGAAAGACCAUCGAUUUCCCGUUACCUAGCCUGUAAUAUAUGAUUUUGUUGCCUGUGUUAUGCUGGUUUUUUCAAAAUAUGUAGUAAAAUUGGUAUGCUGUCCUUCAAAAAACUGCACUGCACUAUCUCUUUGAUUCCAGUGCCGUAUUGACUGAAGACACCGACAGUUUCAUUAUCGGAGAACGUGUUUGGGUAUCUGGAACGAAGCCCGGACAUAUAGCUUACAUCGGUGAGACACAAUUUGCACCUGGAGACUGGGCUGGAAUUGCGCUGGAUGAACCCAUCGGUA